GUUUUGUGUGGCUAUAAAGAAAGAGAAUUAUCCAGAUUACAUGCCCUCACACAUAUUUUCUGACAGUGCGAAACAGAUUUUCAGACAGCCCGGACAUACUAUAUAUCUCCUGCCAACUGUGGUAAUCUGCAACUUGCUACCAUGUGAACUUGAUUUUUAUGUUAAAGGAAUGCCAAUUAAUGGGACACUGAAACCUGGCAAGGAGGCAGCUCUCCACACAGCUGAUACCUCCCAGAACAUUGAAUUGGGGGUAUCACUGGAGAAUUUUCCCUUCUGUAAAGAAUUGCUCAUUCCACCUGGAACCCAAAACUAUAUGGUAAGAAUGCGCCUCUAUGACAUCAACCGGCGGCAGCUGAACCUCACCAUCCGGAUUGUCUGUCGAGCAGAAGGAUCCUUAAAGAUCUUCAUUUCUGCUCCAUACUGGCUGAUUAAUAAAACAGGGUUACCACUGAUCUUCAGACAGGACAAUGCAAAGACAGAUGCUGCAGGUCAGUUUGAGGAACAUGAGCUGGCCCGGAGCCUGAGCCCUCUCUUAUUCUGCUAUGCUGACAAAGAGCAGCCAAACCUCUGCACGAUGAGAAUUGGAAGGGGGAUUCAUCCGGAAGGCAUGCCGGGCUGGUGUCAGGGCUUUUCCCUGGAUGGUGGUAAUGGUGUCCGACCUUUGAAAGUCAUCCAGCAAGGAAACCGCCCAGGGCUGAUCUAUAACAUUGGUAUUGAUGUCAAGAAAGGCCGAGGUCGAUAUAUUGACACCUGUAUGGUCAUCUUUGCCCCCCGUUACCUGUUAGACAAUAAAUCAUCUCACAAACUUGCAUUUGCACAGAGGGAGUUUGCCAGGGGACAGGGAACAGCCAAUCCUGAAGGUUACAUUUCCACACUCCCUGGUUCCAGUGUGGUGUUCCACUGGCCUCGGAAUGACUAUGAUCAGCUAUUAUGUGUCAGGUUGAUGGAUGUUCCCAAUUGUAUUUGGUCUGGAGGCUUUGAAGUCAACAAGAAUAAUUCCUUCCACAUCAACAUGAGAGAUACCCUAGGAAAAUGCUUCUUCCUACGAGUGGAAAUUACUCUUCGAGGAGCUACAUAUAGGAUCUCAUUUAGUGACACAGAUCAGUUACCCCCUCCUUUCCGAAUUGACAACUUUUCUAAGGUCCCAGUUGUCUUUACUCAGCAUGGUGUAGCUGAACCCAGGCUUCGAACUGAAGUGAAGCCCAUGACUUCACUGGAUUAUGCAUGGGACGAACCCACCCUGCCACCUUUUCUCACUCUGACUGUUAAAGGGGCAGGUUCCUCUGAGAUCAAUUGCAACAUGAAUGAUUUCCAGGAUAACCGACAGCUUUAUUACGAAAAUUUCAUUUACAUUGCUGCUACGUAUACCUUCUCUGGUUUGCAGGAGGGAACAGGAAGGCCUGUGGCUUCCAAUAAGGCUAUUACCUGUGCAGAGCUCGUCUUGGAUGUCUCACCAAAAACACAAAGAGUCAUUUUAAAGAAGAAGGAACCAGGAAAGCGUUCUCAGCUAUGGAGGAUGACAGGCACUGGAAUGCUAGCCCAUGAGGGCUCUUCAGUUCCUCACAACCCCAAUAAGCCCUCAGCCGCCCGCUCCAGCGAGGGGUCUGCUAUCUUAGAUAUUGCUGGUCUUGCUGCAGUAACUGACAACAGAUAUGAGCCGCUGAUGCUAAGAAAGCCUGAUCGCAGGCGGAGCACAACUCAGACAUGGAGUUUCCGAGAAGGAAAACUGACCUGUGGGUUGCAUGGGUUGGUUGUCCAGGCCAAAGGAGGGCUUUCUGGUUUGUUUGAUGGAGCUGAAGUUGUUCUUGGUCCUGACACUUCCACAGAGCUUUUGGGGCCAGUUCCACCUGAGCAACAAUUUAUUAACCAAAAAAUGAGGCCCGGUUCUGGAAUGUUGUCCAUCAGAGUCAUCCCAGAUGGACCAACUAGAGCACUCCAGAUAACAGAUUUCUGCCAACGGAAAAGUGACCGCUCAUCAUAUGAAGUGGAUGAACUUCCUGUUACUGAACAAGAGUUGCAGAAAUUAAGGAAUCCAGAUACAGAUCAGGAAUUGGAAGUUCUUGUGAGGUUAGAAGGUGGAAUUGGGUUGUCCUUAAUUAAUAAAGUCCCAGAAGAACUGGUCUUUGCAAGCCUUACAGGAAUCAAUGUGCACUAUACACAGCUGGCAACCAGUCUCAUGCUUGAACUCAGCAUACAGGAUAUACAAGUGGACAAUCAACUCAUUGGUACCACUCAGCCCUUCACGCUGUAUGUGACUCCCUUGAGCAGUGAGAAUGAAGACAUUGAGACUGGCCCUGCUGUGCAGGUCAAUGCAGUGAAGUUCCCCAGUAAGAGCACGUUGACCAACAUCUACAAGCAUCUGAUGAUCACUGCUCAGAGAUUCACCGUGCAGAUUGAGGAGAAGCUGCUCCUCAAGCUGCUAAGUUUCUUUGGCUACGAUCAAGCAGAAUCAGAGGUGGAAAAAUAUGAUGAAAACCUCCAUGAAAAGACAGUUGAGCAAGGUGGAACACCAAUUCGAUACUACUUUGAAAAUCUCAAAAUCAGCAUUCCCCAGAUCAAGCUGAGUGUGUUCACCUCCAACAAGUUGCCAUUGGAUCUUAAGGCCCUAAAAAGCACCUUGGGAUUUCCAUUGAUUCGGUUUGAAGAUGCUGUGAUUAAUUUGGAUCCAUUCACUCGGGUACAUCCCUAUGAGACCAAGGAGUUUAUCAUCAAUGAUAUUCUUAAACAUUUCCAGGAGGAACUCCUCAGCCAGGCAGCUCGAAUCCUGGGAUCGGUGGAUUUUCUUGGCAAUCCCAUGGGGCUUUUGAAUGAUGUUUCUGAAGGGGUUACUGGACUGAUAAAGUAUGGAAAUGUUGGGGGCCUUAUCAGAAAUGUUACACAUGGAGUAUCAAACUCUGCUGCCAAGUUUGCUGGGACAUUAUCAGAUGGCUUAGGGAAGACGAUGGACAAUCGGCAUCAGUCAGAGCGGGAAUACAUCAGAUACCAUGCAGCCACAAGUGGUGAACACCUCGUAGCAGGCAUCCAUGGCCUGGCUCAUGGUAUCAUUGGUGGAUUGACCAGUGUUAUAACUUCAACAGUGGAAGGUGUGAAAACAGAAGGGGGUGUCAGCGGUUUUAUAUCUGGCCUUGGGAAAGGGCUUGUUGGCACUGUGACCAAACCAGUGGCAGGCGCCCUGGAUUUUGCAUCAGAAACAGCUCAGGCGGUGAGAGACACAGCCACACUCAGUGGCCCCAGGACUCAAGCCCAGAGGGUUCGGAAACCCCGUGUCUGCACAGGGCCCCAGGGACUGCUUCCUCGCUAUUCUGAGAGCCAGGCAGAAGGACAGGAGCAGCUCUUCAAGCUAACAGACAACAUACAAGACGAAUUCUUCAUAGCCGUGGAGAACAUUGACAGCUACUGUGUGCUCAUCUCCUCCAAAGCUGUUUACUUCCUGAAAAGUGGAGACUAUGUAGAUCGAGAGGCCAUUUUCCUCCAAGUGAAGUACGAUGAUCUCUACCACUGCCUUGUCUCCAAAGACCAUGGGAAGGUGUACGUGCAGGUGACCAAAAAAGCAGUGAACACGAGUAGCGGAGUGUCCAUCCCAGGCCCUUCCCACCAGAAGCCGAUGGUCCAUGUGAAAUCCGAGGUCCUCGCAGUCAAGUUAUCACAAGAAAUAAAUUAUGCAAAGAGCCUUUACUAUGAACAACAGCUUAUGUUAAGACUCAGUGAAAAUCCAGAGCAGUUGGAGCUGGACUCCUGAAAAAUCUCAGCUACUGGAGUGAGACACUCCAAGACACAGACCAAUCAGGAGUAAAGAGGCCCAUACUCUUGGCUUAAAUUAGAGGCAAAACCAGAAUAAGGUUUGGGGGAAGAUAUCAAGAAAGAAGGGAAAGUAAAUCCUUGUGGGGAAAAAUACAAAUGGAAACUGUAUUAAUUUGUGGGUGCGGAGUUACUUUAGAUUAUGGGGAAGUAAUUUUUAAGAGGUAUAGGUUGGUUGAAUAACAAAAAAAAAUGUACUGAGAUAAAUCUAAUUUUUAGAUUGCACUGUAUUUUGUUAACAUGUAUAUAUGUACAACUGUGUGUUUGUAAAUAUAUAGGAGCAUUUCCAAACAAGGCCUGUGAUGUGUGUGAAGGUUUAUCUGUAAAGUAAUAUGAAAUUAUAUUGGCUCUUCUAUUGCACUAAUUCUACACGUCUAAUUCAGGGUACUCUCUAUAGAAAGGCAUUCUUAGGAGUUGAAGAAUGUUAUGUCUUAGUUUGGGAAAUUAAAGUAUUCACAGUCAAGUAGAUUGAGGAGAGAUCUAAGCUAUUCAAGAGUGAUGCCUUUGAAAUCUUUGGUCAUUUGGGUUAGGAGCCUUGAGCCAAUGUGCUCAGAACCAGAGCUGGCCCUUGACAUGGUUGUGAGAGAGUGGCUUGGGGGCCUGUCUUUUAUUUCUCAUCCCCCUUUUACAGAUAGUUCUUAGAUUAGUCCAAAUUAUUUUAAAAUUUAUCUACCUAUUUGGCUUUCUCCUGACUAGUC
Molecule: messenger RNA, 4496 nt
Organism: Galeopterus variegatus (Sunda flying lemur)
Lineage: Eukaryota; Metazoa; Chordata; Mammalia; Dermoptera; Cynocephalidae
Product: vacuolar protein sorting-associated protein 13D-like
Exons: 24
Biological process (GO): protein retention in Golgi apparatus; mitochondrion organization; protein targeting to vacuole
Cellular component (GO): extrinsic component of membrane
Source: RefSeq, a predicted model, not a curated record